This is a messenger RNA of Coturnix japonica (Japanese quail), 1260 nucleotides long. RefSeq lists its product as uncharacterized. The record is from RefSeq and is a predicted model, not a curated record. Lineage: Eukaryota; Metazoa; Chordata; Aves; Galliformes; Phasianidae.
CUGUUCUGAGCUUAUGUUCCGUUUAUGAUGUCAUCUGCCAUGGCAAUGGUGAGCCACAGGCACCUGCAUGUUGAGAAGCAAUGCUGAAAAUGUCCACAGAAGGAGAAUCUGAUGAAUGAGCUGGUGGCUAAGAGAAGAGAUUAGCAUCAGAGGAAGCAACAACACCCGCCUGACGUGGGUCAGAGGGGCACCUCAGCUGGAAGCGUGGCCUCACAGAAGCAGACAGGAUGGACGUGGGCACCCAGACCCAGCCAGCCUCAGACCGACAAGCAGGUAGCACAAAUCCCAGCAUAGCACAACAGGUAUGGAGGAACUUUUCCUUGAAGUUCCUCAAGCCGCGCCGGCCAGGGACGAAGCCCCGAUCAAAGCCAUCAGAACUACAGGCAAAUAGUCUCAAGGCUCAGAACCCAACACAUGCAGAGCCACAGGGAAGGCAGCAGCUCCACGAGUCCAUGAGAGGAACAGAGAUGACUGGUAACACAAUGAUUUCCACCUCCCACCAUCAGGAGCAGGCUAAGCCUCAGGCCAGCCAAGCAGACCCUACUGCACCAGCAUUGCUAUCCCAAGCUCCAGGCAGCUCCUGCUGCUCUCAUAGGCCUUUGGCAGUGAGCUCACAGACACACCAGACCGAAAGCACAGGACAGCAGCCGCUGCUCUUUAUCUUCAAGCAGCAAAUGCCCCCCCCUGCCAUGGCUGCUGGGGGUCCUGCAGAGCUGAAGCGUUCGGCACCUUUAGAAAUGGAAAUAGUGCCACAGUGCACCCAGCCAGCAUCCAUCUCCAUGCAGCUGACCCCACAAGGGAAUUCUGUCCAGCAGUGUUCGCAGCCCCCAGCUCUGCAAAAUAAGGGCAAGUCGGCUCCAGUCACCUGCCAGCCUUCCAGGGUCAGGCAAGUGCCAGUGGGAGCCAGCGUUUCCCCUCCCUGCCUGGAGAUCAUCUCGCUGAAGGAAGGCUUUGCCAUCAAAACCUUUCCCAGGUGCAGCCAAAGCUGUUCGCCUGCAGACCCCAACAGAGCCCACACUGAGCCUCUGCCAAGGGUUACCAAGGCACAGAGCACUCCUGCGAGAAGCCGAGCACCAAGGUCUGUGCCCCUGCCUGGAGCCGAAUGGGUACACAAAAUCCUGUAGUGAGAAAUCUUCCCCAUCCAGCACCUGGUUCCUGUGAGGGCAUCACAGCUUGAAGCACACAGCAGCUCUGCUCCAGCCAGUUCACGUUUUAAGGAUGCUUCCCCCCCAUUCAUUUAGUAAACACAAUGAAUGUUUA